Messenger RNA from Plasmodium reichenowi, 2424 nucleotides. RefSeq names its product GTPase-activating protein, putative. The coding region runs from base 1 to 2424 and encodes 807 amino acids. The record is from RefSeq and is a predicted model, not a curated record. The transcript has a single exon. NCBI's taxonomy places the organism in Eukaryota, Apicomplexa, Aconoidasida, Haemosporida, Plasmodiidae.
AUGUUUAAUGAUGAUAUAAUAAAAGAAAAGGAUAGUUAUAAACAAAAAAUUAGAACAUUAUAUCGAAAUGAAAAAGAGACUAUCAAGCCAUGUAAUCAUUAUGAUAUGAAAGAAGAAGAAAAAAAAAAAAGUGCAAAAAUAAAACGUUCGAUUAAAUUCUUCGGUACCCCAGCUGUUCAUGGGUUAAGUUCACAUAUUGAUAAUAACAGUGGAACACAGUUAUAUUACAACUUUCAUAAUGUUUUAAAAAGAGAUAAAGAAAAGAUUCAAGGUGAUAAAUUAAAUUAUGCUUUAGAAAGCGAAGCUGUUGAAGAUAACACAAUGCAAUCCAUUCAUGAGAGUGACAAAACAGAAACGCAAGAAUGUGGCAAACAUUAUUUAUAUAAUAAGUUUGAUAUAUAUAAAUCGUAUUUAUCAUAUAAAAGGGAUUUAAUAAGGAAUGAAUAUGACCAGGAUUUUAAGGGUAUCACCAGUUUAUUAAAAGGAAAGGACACUCAUGAUGAUAAUAAUGAUAAUGAAGAUAAUGAUCAUAAUGAUGAUAAUAAUAAUCAUUAUGACAACACAUUUGAUGAUCCGUGCGACGAUAUGUGUAAUGAUCCAUGCGACGAUCCGUGUGAUGAUCCGUGUGAUGAUCCUUGUGAUGAUCCGUGUGAUGAUCCUUGUGAUGAUCCGUGUGAUGAUCCGUGCGACGAUCUGUGCGACGAUCUGUGUGAUGAUCCGUGUGAUGAUCCGUGUGAUGAUCCAUAUGACCAUCCAUAUGAAGAAGAGAAAUAUUCAACCUACUGUGAUAAAGGCUAUCUACGAAACUUCCUAAAAAAUGCAGUAAUUAGACCCAACUUACAAACCUUCGUGGGAAGAAAAAUUAUUUCCUUUUUAAACGAAAAAGAAAGAGAUAUAUUUUCUUUAACAUGUAAAAUCUUAUUUUUUGAAGUAUAUUCUGUGAACAAUUUAAAAACAUUAUAUAAGUACCAAUUUAUAAGCGACGAAAAAAGAAGCUUUAUAUGGAAAGCCAUACUUCUAGAAGAUAAUACAUAUAUAAGUGAAGAGGAUUAUAAAGAAUUAAAGAAUAGAAAAGGUUUAUAUGAUAAAGCAAUAGAAAAAGAUAUUAAUAGGACCUUUCCAAAACAUCCAUUUUUUAUAAAUAAAAAUAUGAACAUGCAAGAAAAAUUAUUAGAUAUAUUAAAAGUAUGUUCAUUAUAUUUUGAACGUAUAGGAUAUUGUCAAGGAAUGAAUUAUAUUGCUGGUAUAUUAUUAUUAGUGUUUAGGAAAAAUAUAGAUACAAUACGUUGUUUUAUAUCCAUGUUAAAAAAUUAUAAUAUAAAAGGAAUGUUCUCAUAUAAUUUCCCACAAUUAAAAAAAAUUAUUUAUCAAUUGAAUUUAUUAAUAAAAGCUUAUAUACCUAAACUUUUUUAUUAUUUUAAAAGGAAAAAAAUAAAAAUCGAUUUUUUUUGUGUAAACUGGUUUUUAACAUUAUUCUCUCAAGAUCUAAGUUUUGAAAAUACUUUAAAAUUAUGGGAUUUAUUCUUUUUGUUUGGAAUGAAAAUUUUAAUAAAACUCACACUGAUUCUUUUAUAUUAUCAUGAAGACAAUAUAAUACAUUUAUCUUAUGAUGAAGCUUUAACAUAUUUAAAAGCUAUAACCAAAACGCCUUUUAUGGAUUAUCUUUUUCAAGAUAACCAUUUCUUUACACAUUUAAAAAAAUUUAAAAUAACAAAUAGUAUGCUCACACAAAUAAUUAUGUUAAAAAAAAGUCGUCAAAAAAUUAAUUUACUUGUAAAGGAAAAUAAUGGAAAACUUAGGUGUUCCAUCCAAAUUAAACAAAAUAACAAACAUACAUUUACAUCUAAGAUAAAGGAAGGGUUUAGAAAUCUUUUUAAGCUUAAUGAGAAUUAUGUUGAUUAUAUUAAUUAUUUUUACCAGAAAAGGGAUGGAAGGGAAAAUAAUGGAAGGGAAAAUAAUGGAAGGGAAAAUAAUGGAGAGCAAAAUAAUGGAAGGGAAAAUAAUGGAGAGCAAAAUAAUGGAAGGGAAAACAAUGGAAAGCAAAAUAAUGGAAAGGAAAAUAAUGGAGAGGAGACCUAUAGAAAUGACAACACUGAUGAUAUAAAUAAUAACAUUUGUUAUAAUAAUUAUUCGAGCAACAAUUUCUACAAGAGGAAUUUUUUUCAGCAUUUCAAUUGUGGGAACAUUUUCAACAAUCCAAAUUAUUCCAAUGAAAUAGUUCUUACGAACACGACAUGUUUAAGUGUACACUUCAAUUCAAAUGUCUUGUGUAAUUCACCAAAUGUAAAGAACAAAAGCACAAUUCAUUCUUUGGAAAACAUAAAAGAAGAACAUGAUCAUACGAAAAACCCAUCAAACUUCUUUUUAGAGACCAAUACGUACUAUGAUUUAAAUUUAACAAAAUCGGUAGAUGGAAAUAAUUAA